Messenger RNA from Antrostomus carolinensis (chuck-will's-widow), 333 nucleotides. Its product is annotated as ankyrin repeat and SOCS box protein 13-like. The record is from RefSeq and is a predicted model, not a curated record. Gene Ontology annotation, biological process: protein ubiquitination; intracellular signal transduction; positive regulation of protein catabolic process. NCBI's taxonomy places the organism in Eukaryota, Metazoa, Chordata, Aves, Caprimulgiformes, Caprimulgidae. The annotation marks the transcript as partial. The transcript has 3 exons. Gene Ontology annotation, molecular function: protein binding.
CUCCUCAGAGCUGGAGCAAAUGUGAAUGCUGCUAAACUUCACGAGACAGCCCUCCACCAUGCAGCCAAGGUGAAAAAUGUUGAUCUGGUGGAGAUGCUGAUUGAAUUUGGUGGAAACAUUUAUGCGAGAGACAACCGAGGAAAGAAGCCCUCGGAUUAUACCUGGAGCAGCAGCCCCGCAGCAAAGUGCUUCGAGUACUAUGAAAAAACACCUCUGAGUUUGUCUCAGCUCUGCAGAGUUACGGUGAGGAAAGCUGCCGGGCAGCGGGCGCUGGAGAAGAUUGCCAAGCUAGAUAUUCCUCCACGAUUAAUCCAGUACCUGUCCUACAACUGA